UUUGAGAGAAAUAAAUAUUCAGCCAAGGAAACCAUAUCUGCCAAAUUAAUCAAGUUUGACUUAACAAUAACAUGUGACCAAAAGUACAACAAUAACAAUAACAAAAAAAACAUCCGCCUAAUUACUGCCAUAAAUGAUAAAAUGAAUUACAGAUUGUAAUCCGUUAUGGACAGCUCAAUGUCUUCACACUCCAUCUUCUCUAUUUAUCCAUCUUUCUAUGAAUAUGUGUAAAACCUAAACAUUUUACAUACAAAACUAUAACCAUGUCCAAACGACGCAUUUGCUGCAUAGUUUCCGCAAUCAUUAUUGUCCUCUUCGCCAUCUUCAUGGCCGCUUUGAUCCUUGCGCAAGUGUUCAAACCAAAACAUCCCAUUCUACAAACCGUCUCUUCAACUGUUGAUGGCAUAUCUACAAAUAUAUCACUACCAUAUGAGGUCCAACUAAAUUUCACUCUUACACUUCAGAUGCUGCUCAAGAAUCCUAACGUUGCGGAUUUUGAAUACAAGACAGUGGAAAACUUGGUUUAUUACAGGGAUACACUAGUGGGAAAUCUCACUCUUCCUUCGAGCACAUUACCUGCCAAAGGCUCAGUGCUUUUGGCAUGUCCUCUUUUUCUUCAGCUCGAUAAAUUUGUCGCGAAUUUAGGUGAUAUCGUGCAAGAUGUAUUGCAUGGAAAAAUUGUGAUGGAGACAAAGGCAAGAAUGCCAGGAAAAAUCACGUUGUUGGGAAUCUUUAAGAUUCAUUUGGAUUCAAUAUCGCAUUGCAACCUCGUACUUGGCUUUCCUUCGAUGGAAGUGGUGGAUCAAGUGUGUGAUCUCAGCACUAAGCUGUAAAUAGUUCAGGUAAACAUAGGCUUAAGAGGGCAGAUUACUAGUUUCCUGUAAUAAUAAAGAUUGUAGUCUUCAUCAUUGUUCUUUUAUCAACUCCGUUUUUGUGAGUUCUUGAAAUUAAGUGUAAUCUUUUGAAUUUGAAAUAAUGAAUUUGAUUACGA
Arabidopsis lyrata subsp. lyrata is the source of this 991-nucleotide messenger RNA. RefSeq lists its product as uncharacterized. Lineage: Eukaryota; Viridiplantae; Streptophyta; Magnoliopsida; Brassicales; Brassicaceae. The coding region runs from base 264 to 833 and encodes 189 amino acids. The record is from RefSeq and is a predicted model, not a curated record. The transcript has a single exon.